GAUGACCUUACGCCGCAAACAAAUAUCUUCAUCUUAGACGUAACAAACUAUACUUGGAAAACUCAAUACACUCCUCAAAAUCUUCCACCAAACCCGGGUAGAUCCAACACGAGUUCUAGUCGCUCUAAUACCAAUAUUCCUGCCAUUAUAGGCGGAAUAAUUGGUACGAUAGCAUUUGCAGCGAUAAUUGCAACAGUAUUAAUUUGCUUCAUUAGAAAAAAAAGAAGAUCUACGUUUAUAUCAACACCAUAUGAUAAAACUCCAGCAGCGGCACCACCGAUUAUGGGUCCUGCACCUGUAAACGAUGAUUUACCACCAGCUAUACCACCAUUGGAAAGUUUUCAAAAAGAUGGGAGUCUUGGCAGUGAUACUCAAGUUCUUAAUUCGGCAGAUCAACGUUCCUCUUUUAAUAGUUCACAUAGUAACUUAUCUAAUAAUCGAUUAUAUGAUGAACA
This is a messenger RNA of Racocetra persica, 455 nucleotides long. The record is from the annotation of a GenBank genome assembly. Lineage: Eukaryota; Fungi; Glomeromycota; Glomeromycetes; Diversisporales; Gigasporaceae.